Messenger RNA from Hyposmocoma kahamanoa, 1296 nucleotides. It is a transcript of the gene Ns4, whose product is annotated as guanine nucleotide-binding protein-like 1. Bases 58 to 1296 code for a protein of 412 amino acids. The record is from RefSeq and is a predicted model, not a curated record. Gene Ontology annotation, molecular function: GTPase activity; GTP binding. Lineage: Eukaryota; Metazoa; Arthropoda; Insecta; Lepidoptera; Cosmopterigidae. The transcript is spliced from 9 exons.
AAAUAUCUAAAAAUUGUUUCCUAUCGAUCCUGCUUGCUUCUAACAGAGUAAUCCAAGAUGCCACAAGCUCGGCGCAAGACACCCUUCAGUGGGAAAGCGAAGAAGCAGCAGCUGCAGGCCAAGAAACAGAACAAGACAAUGCUGAUGUCUAAUGCAGCUAGUUCAGCAACCUACGACAUGAUAGCGGUAAAUUAUCAGCCGGGCAAGAGCCGCGGGGGGCGCGGGGAGAGUAAUCGAUACGCGCUCAAGUUUUAUAGGGAGACUGAAGCGGAGCUCAAGAUGAAGAAAGAAGAAGCGCUUAAAUCACUAAACCCAGUUCCCGAGAAAGCAAUGGAAGUGAACCCGUUGGAAUAUUUUCCCGCUGACAUAUCGUUCCCUCAACGCCCACCGUGGGACUACGCGAUGUCGCCAGCGCAACUUGACGCGCAGGAACAGAGAUACUUUAAGGAAUACAUCGACAAACUACAAAAGUCUGAACACUGGAAGGACAUAUCCUACUUCGAACUCAACCUGGAGACCUGGAGGCAGCUGUGGAGAGUGCUCGAGAUGUGUGACAUACUACUGUUGAUAGUGGAUGUCCGAUAUGCUGGGAUGAUGUUUCCUCCCUCGCUCUACAAGUACAUAGUGACAGAGCAAAAGAAGGACAUGAUAAUCGUCCUAAAUAAAAUUGACUUGGUCCCAGCUUCUGUAGUGGCGGCUUGGAAGGAAUAUUUCACGUUAAACUGGCCGGGCAUACGAGUGGUGUACUUUACUUCUUGCCCUGGAUAUAAUUUGGCUGGCAACACCAGCGACAAAGCAGGUCUCCAGGUGCGCCGGCGCAAGGGUCGCCAACGCAUGUGCGCGGAGGGAGCCACGAAGAUCCUAGAAGCCUGCAAAGAUAUCGUUCAAGGGCAUGUGGAUCUACAUUCGUGGGAGAAGAAAAUUAAAGAAGAAACAGAAGUGGAGUUUGAUUAUGACGAACAGACGGAAAUCGGUGAAACAAUCCUCGAAAAAUCCGACACGACAUUCUACAAGCACGAGAAAUACAAAAACGGUAUAGUCACCAUCGGUUGCGUGGGACAGCCGAACGUGGGAAAAUCGUCGCUAUUGAACGCAAUGAUGGGACGCAAAGUUGUUUCUGUAUCUAGAACGCCGGGGCAUACUAAGCAUUUUCAAACUAUAUUUCUGACGCCUCAGGUUCGCCUCUGCGACUGCCCAGGUCUGGUCUUCCCGUCUAAAGUUCCUCGUUCCAUACAGAUUCUCAUGGGAUCUUAUCCUAUAGCGCAGUUGAGGGAACCAUAUACUACUAUUAGGUAA